AUGUCAAAAACUAAUGGGAAUCAGCGUGAAGGGACUAAGCCUUCUGAUGAAGGUACUCAGACGAAAAGAAUUAAGUGCGUGAAGGUUGCCCAGGAGGAGAAUUGCUCCACGCCCUCCAAGUCUUAUCCAGAGCUCGCGCAUGCCGUUAACAAAAAGUCAACUGCAGACCAACUUCCCAAGGCUGCCGAAAAUGCUGCAGUUACAAGCAAUCAAGCGCCUGCUGACGACGAGAAAGACCGUCAGAUCAAAGAUCCUUCGGAGAAGCUGACCAAACUAAUCGAAGCUCACGAACGUCUUUCCGAGAAAUACGAGGUGCACCACGGGGGUGACCAGUUGUUUGGCCCGGGGUUCCCUGCUUGCUGGCUGGACUCCGAUGGCGGAAAAAGGGAUCGGGACCUCAAGACACUGUCCGGCGAACUGCAUGACUGGGUGUUGAACUACUGCUUCAGGGAUCUCAAAGCCAUGGAGAAGUUGUCCAAAAACGAGAAGGACGAUCUCAUUGGCAGCCUCAAGGGGUAUUGCGUGCAGGAAGACUACGAGACACUGCUCCCACUCUUCCCCAAGUCGGCUCGCUGCCAGAUAGCGGGAUUGUUCUUGACCAUGUUUGUUGUCAAGGAUCUCGUCGACAAAUCCUACACCAAUCCGUACUGGUAUCUCGGCCCAGACCCCACGGCUGCGAUCAAGGACGACCAGGGGAGAAAGCAGCAAGAACAAUCUGCAGCAACCUCUACACUCUCGACUGACAGUUCAAGAAAGGUAGCAAACGUCUACGGCUUCCCUCUCGCACUCGCCUCCACGUUGUGCCAUGCUAUCGUCAACGCCGAGCCUUUCGGUGGCCCUGGCCCUGGUGGAUCUCCACCAGCGUCCCGCCUGUGCCAAAUUUUCACUCCCCGAGCCUGGCCGAGCGGACGCCGAGUCCCAGUCAGUAAUAAUGCCGGCAAGGCAGCCGAGGACGGUCCGGCCUUUGACUGCGUCGGGGUCUGCUGGAAGGGCGCUUGGCUUGCCGACGGCGCAUCUAUCAUGAGCCCGCCCGACGUACGGAGCAUGGUUAACGAGAGCGUGAGCAUGGCCGGCGAGGACGACGCCAAGCUCGACAAGCACGAUGUGGGAUGGAGGCGGGUGGUGCGGAAUUUUACGCCGUCCUGGUUCUCCGUCACCAUGGGCACGGGGAUGGUGUCGACGCUGCUGAACACGCUCCCCUACAACGCACACUGGCUGUACUGGCUAUCCAUCGCCAUCUUCGCAUUGAACGUCCUGCUCUUCCUCAUAGCGUGCGUGAUCUCCCUGCUGCGGUACAGCCUGUACCCGGAGAUCUUCCGCGCCAUGAUCCACCAUCCCGUGCAAUCCAUGUUCAUCGGCACCCUCCCCAUGGGCCUCGCGACCAUCGUCAACAUGUUCUGCUUCGUCUGCGUGCCCGCGUGGGGUGCCUGGGCGACGAGCUUCGCCUGGGCGAUUUGGAUCAUCGACGCCGUGAUCUCCGUUGUGUCGGCGCUGUCGCUGCCCUUUCUACUGUACGGCUACCACUUUCUUAGCGUCAAGACGAAACUAACAAGCGACAGCAUGUCCGGCACCGACGAGAUCCAGCUGUCCUCCAUGACGGCCGCCUGGCUCGUCCCGAUAGUCGGCUGCGUCGUCGCGGCCUCCUCGGGCGCCGUCGUCGCUGAUGUCCUGCCGAACCCGCAGCACGCCCUCUGGACCAUCAUCGUCAGCUACGUCCUCUGGGGCAUUGGGCUGCCGCUGGCGCUCAUGGUCAUGGUCAUCUACCUGCAGCGGCUGACGCUGCACAAGAUCCCGCCAAAGGCGAUGAUCGUGAGCGUCUUCCUGCCCAUCGGGCCGUUUGGGUCUGGCGGAUACGGGUAUACCAACCUCUGCACUCGCUCAGAAUUUGAACGAGCUAAUAGUGGACGCAGGGCUAUCAAGCUAGGCAGAGCCGCGCAGACGAUCUUCCCGCAGACGAAUACGCUCGGUGACCUCGCGGGCCCGGCGUUCCAUGUCGUCGGCUGCCUGGUUGCGUUGAUUCUCUGGGCGUUCGGCCUCGUCUGGCUGUUCUUUGCGUCGGCGAGUAUCGUCCGGUGUAAGACGUUUCCGUUCAAUAUUGGCUGGUGGGGGUUUACGUUCCCCAUUGGCGCGUAUGCGAUGUGCACGUACCAGAUUGGGAUUGAGCUGCCGUCGGCGUUCUUCCGGAUACUGGGGACGAUCAUUGCGCUUUGUGUCGUUGUGCAGUGGAUUGUUGUUAGUGCUGGGACGUUGAAGGGGGUUGUUUCUGGGCAGAUGUUCCAGGCUCCGUGUUUGGCGGACUUGAGGGUCGAGGAGGAGAAGGAUGCGGUUGUUAAGGUUGCUUGA
Molecule: messenger RNA, 2343 nt
Organism: Aspergillus mulundensis
Lineage: Eukaryota; Fungi; Ascomycota; Eurotiomycetes; Eurotiales; Aspergillaceae
Product: TDT family transporter
Exons: 5
Coding region: 1-2343 (780 amino acids)
Biological process (GO): sulfite transmembrane transport; transmembrane transport
Cellular component (GO): plasma membrane
Molecular function (GO): sulfite transmembrane transporter activity
Source: RefSeq, a predicted model, not a curated record